Fonsecaea nubica is the source of this 1362-nucleotide messenger RNA. RefSeq lists its product as hypothetical. Lineage: Eukaryota; Fungi; Ascomycota; Eurotiomycetes; Chaetothyriales; Herpotrichiellaceae. The record is from RefSeq and is a predicted model, not a curated record. Gene Ontology annotation, molecular function: oxidoreductase activity, acting on paired donors, with incorporation or reduction of molecular oxygen; monooxygenase activity. The transcript has a single exon. Bases 1 to 1362 code for a protein of 453 amino acids.
AUGGCUGAUCAUGACAACAUUGCUGUCCGGGGCAAGGACGUGCCUUGCCAACUCCAUCUGACAGCUUUCAUGCGUCCUGUUUCCCUUCACACUGGUGCAUGGCGAUAUCCUGGAGCAUACCCGGACGCCAACUUCAACCUUGCACACCUCAAAUCCUUUAUCAAGAAACUGGAGGAUGCCAAGUUCGACGCCUUCUUCAUGGCCGACCACCUUGCCGUGCUGAACAUGCCAAUCGAAGCCCUGAAGCGGAGCCACACCGUUACAUCAUUCGAGCCAUUUACUCUUCUCUCGGCUCUCUCUCAAGUCACAGACAAGAUCGGACUAGCAGCAACAGCAUCAACAACAUAUGAUGAGCCGUAUCACAUUGCACGGCGCUUCGCGUCUCUCGACCAUAUCAGCAACGGUCGGGCCGCGUGGAAUAUUGUCACGACUGGAAACCCAGAAUCCGCCAAAAAUUUCGGGCGUGAUGAGCACAUGGAUCAUUCCGAUCGUUACAAGCGUGCACGUGAAUUCUACGAUGUUGUCACCGGUCUAUGGGAUAGCUUUGCAGAUGAUGCAUUCGUGCGCGAUGUCGAGUCCGGCACAUAUGUCGACCCAGACAAGAUUCACGUCUUGAACCACGUAGGAGACGAAUUGAAAGUCAGGGGGCCCCUCAACAUUGCACGACCCGUUCAAGGCUGGCCUGUCAUUGUGCAGGCCGGUCAAUCCGAGCCUGGAAAACAGCUUGCCGGGGAAACCGCCGAAGCGGUCUUCUGCUCCCCAAAGGACAUCGAAUCUGCGAAAGCACUAUAUGCGGACAUCAAAGGGCGUGCCGUUGCUGCCGGCCGCAGUCGCGAUCAUAUCAAGAUCCUGCCUGCUGCCUUCAUUGUGGUAGGCGACAGCUACCAGGAUGCACAGGAGAAGCGACUCAAACUCGACAGCUUGGUACAUUACGACAGCGCCAUUGCUUCAUUGUCCAUUGCACUUGGCACAGAUGCCUCCAAAUUCGACCUGGACGGGCCACUCCCAACUGACAUACCCGAAACCAAUGCGAGCAAGACUAGCCGUGCGGGAGUCUUGAAGGUCGCCGAGGAGGAAGGGCUGACCGUGCGCCAGCUCGCACAGCGAUAUGGAGGAUAUUCAGGACUUGCAUUUGUUGGAACGCCUGAGAGCAUUGCAGAUGGCAUGCAACAGUGGUUGAACGAAGAGGCAUGUGACGGCUUUACAGUUGUACUGCCAUUUUUACCGCAAGGUCUGGACGACGUGACUCAACGGCUGGUGCCAGAGUUGCAGCGGCGUGGCAUCUUUCGCAAGGACUAUGAAGGGACCACGCUGCGGGAGCAUCUUGGUCUUCCGCGGCCAAAGAAUCGUUUCUUUGCCUGA